AUGGCAUGUAAUAACAUUCUCCUAGAAUUCCAAACAAGACUCACAAACAAGCAAAUCCUAUAUCCCAACAUGCAAACGAUAGGUUAUUUAAGACUAGUCCAGCAUACCUCGAAAAACGAUUACAAUCCCCAAAAGGCAAAUGCUGCACAUGAGGAAUUACGAAACUGGUUUGUGUAUUACUGUCCACAGUGUUCUAUUAAUGAGAUACUCUCGUAUUGGGAAUUAUACUCUAUAGUGGAUGAGAUUAAAAAAUCGAGACCGCCGCUCAGAGAUGAAGUGUUUGACUCGCAUGUUACUCCUCAGAAGAUAUGGAUACAGAUAGAUACUGUAAGAAAAAUAGCUAAAGUAAGUUUAUCAUUUUUUCAUCUCAGACAUAGGUACCUUGCCAUUAAUGAACAAAACAGACUCUUAGGAGCAAAAGCCAAGCCCGAAGUCGAAAUGGAAGAUUCUAUACCUAUUUUCCAACGUUUUUCCCUGUUUAUGAAACAAAGCAUGAUUCCACUUUCUACUCUCCCAUCUUGGUAUUAUCCCAGACCUAAAAAAGCUAAAGAUUUCACAUGGGAACAGGCAGCUGAACUUUUACUUUGGUGUCAGAAAUAUACACCAAACUUAUCUCUUCCCGAAACGCCAGUGUAUCCAAGAGAUCUAGGUGAAGCCAUAGCAUCUGGUAUAGAGCAUGUGAUAAGUACCCUUGAACGCAUUAAGCAGCGUUUGACGACAGCUCUUGAGGAAAAUGCCGAGAUACCUAUCAUUUACCAUGAAGACAAGCCCAAGGAAGAAGUCAACGAUAACGCAGAUACCACCACCUAG
Messenger RNA from Sclerotinia sclerotiorum 1980 UF-70, 810 nucleotides. RefSeq lists its product with no specific name. The transcript has 2 exons. The record is from RefSeq and is a predicted model, not a curated record. Bases 1 to 810 code for a protein of 269 amino acids. Lineage: Eukaryota; Fungi; Ascomycota; Leotiomycetes; Helotiales; Sclerotiniaceae.